AUGGAAAAGAUGGAAAAUCUAGUUAUGUACACUUUUAGGGUAGCAGGAGGAGUCAGAAUCCAACACAAAAAAGUAUUUGCCUUCUUCUUUCCAAUCACGAGGAUUGACGAAUCUCAUCAAAGAGUUGUGAGAUCGGCCCGUUCUAUUGACGAAGGUGUAGCAUCAUGUGAUGGAUCGUCCUCUUUAACAUCUCUCCGUAGAAAUGCGAUCAACCCAGACGACGAAGGGGCUCUUCCGGAUACCAAACGACACAAGAAGACAAGCUAUGCUGGCCGAACAUUUGACAACCAUGAGAUCUCAACAGCUGCUCAAUCGCAUCACAUUCAACGAACUGUACAGCCAUCAAAAUGCUCCGCUUGUGAUACAUUGUCCAUCCUAUACACAGUUCAGUGUAUUGAUAGUGGAGGNCCGGCCCGUUACAAGACGAAAGUGCACUUUUUCUGA
Caenorhabditis briggsae is the source of this 444-nucleotide messenger RNA. The record is from RefSeq and is a predicted model, not a curated record. The transcript is spliced from 4 exons. NCBI's taxonomy places the organism in Eukaryota, Metazoa, Nematoda, Chromadorea, Rhabditida, Rhabditidae. The coding region runs from base 1 to 444 and encodes 147 amino acids.